Messenger RNA from Closterium sp. NIES-65, 3492 nucleotides. Lineage: Eukaryota; Viridiplantae; Streptophyta; Zygnematophyceae; Desmidiales; Closteriaceae. The record is from the annotation of a GenBank genome assembly.
AUGUCACUAAUCGCCACCAUCCCCGUCGCGCGCUCUUCGGCAGGCCCAUUCGCCCCGCGCAUUUCCCCUCCCUUCCGCGUUCGCCUCCGCAAUCCCCCGCUCAAUCCCACUUUCCGCCUUUCCCUCUCCGCCCGUAUAACUUUCCGAGCGUGGCAGCCCUUUCCCCGUAUCCCUCCCGCCUCCGCCGCCUGUCGCGUGGGCGCAAUCCGCAAUUCCCCACCCGCCCCUUUUGGCGCAUUCCGCUCGUGGCGGAUCCGCCUCUCCGCAACCGCGGAAGCAGGAGGCGCAGCGGAAGCGGAAAGCGCGCCUGGAGCACUCGCGUUACCAGCGGAGGAAAUUCAGGAGAGGCGUAGGGAAGCUGCGGGAGAGGAGGGAGAGGGUACAGGGUUCCGGGGAGAGGGGACUGGAAAGGACGAAGAAGAAAGAGGAAACGGGAAAGAGAGUGCGGAGAGGGUAAGUGGAGAAGAGGAAGGUGGAGAGGAGGAGUGCGGAGAGGAGGAGUGCGGAGAGGAGGGCGGAGAGGAGGAGGGCGGAGAGGAGGGUGGAGAAGGGGAGGACGGAGAGGAUUGGGUGCGAAUGGCGGCGACAGAGGAGUCAGUGGGCAUAUGCUGCUACGCCAACGACCUGCCCGGCAUUCACGGCGUGCUCAAGCAAAGAUUCGCGGACUUCAUAGUGAACGAGGUCGCACCGGACGGCACAGUGGUGCAUCUGACGCACCUGCACGUGCCCCCCGCACUUCUAGUGCAGGAGCAGCAGGCGCAGCAGCAGGCGCGCAGGCGCGAGGCGGAGAGCCUGGGGGAGCUGGUGGACGCGCAGGGGGUGCUGGCGCAGCUGCGCCAGGCGCUGGGGGGGAGCGGGGAAGGGGAAGGGGGAGGGGGAGGGGGGUUGCGCGAUGAGGACGAUGCGAGGAAGCUGCUUCAGCUGCUGGAAGGGAUUAAAGGCAUUCAGCUUUGGUGGAAAGAGAAGAAGAGGGCAGGCGAGGAGGGAGAGAAGGAGGGGGGAGAGGAGGGUGCUGGGGGAGAAAGGGCGGAGGGAAGCGUGCAAGGGGGGGAGGUGGGGAAGAUGGGGGAGGUGGGGGAGGCGGGGGGAGGGGCUCCUCCGCCUAUGCCUGAGCCGGUGGUGUUCGCUGCCAGUGCUGACAAGGCGUUCCACGUGUUGAAGGAGAACAAGGACACCAACGAGGCCAUGGCGCUCGUGGGGCGCUACCUGGGCGUACAGCCGCGGGCGCUGGGCUUCUCAGGCACCAAGGACAAGCGCGCAGUUACCGUGCAGCGGGUGACAGUGAGCAACCAGUCAGCACGCAAGGUUGCAUCACUCAACGCCAAGCUGUUUGGCAUCCGAGUGGGCGACUACCGCCUCGUGGACCAGCCUCUUGUGUUGGGACAGCUAGCAGGCAACCGCUUCAUUGUCACUCUCAGGGCCGUGAGAGCGCCCAGUGUAGACGCCAUCACAGCAGCGGCGGAGGGCCUUGGCUCUCACGGCAUCAUCAACUACUUUGGCCUGCAGCGCUUCGGAGUGGGUCCCGUGGCAACGCACACGGUGGGAGCAGCGCUGCUGAGGGGCGACUGGCAGGGCGCUGUGGACCUGCUGCUCAAGCCGCGAGAUGGAGAUAUCCUCUCAGCGCCCGGUUCAGCUCUCUCAUACACCUUUCAGCAUGCCUCUCAUACACCUUUCAGCAUGCCUCUCAGCUCCUCUGAAUCUCUUCCUCCUACCAUCUCCCCACUCGCAACCUCCCCUUCAUCAUCCUCGCUUCCCUUCUCUGCGUGGCAGCUGUCGGGGCUGAAGCGCAACCCGCGCAAUCUGGUGCAAGCACUGGGCUUCAUCCCACGCACGAUGCGCCUCAUGUUCGAGACAACUACCAUCCCGUUCUUGCUCUUUCCCCCUUCCCUCUUCCUCAUGACCAUUGCCCAGCUAUCAGAGGUACCUGUGGAACCUCUUUUACUCCCCCUCGAUUUUCUCUCUUCACGAGUAAUCCUGCUUCCUCCACCCCACCCCCACUUCACCAUGAACCCUUCUCCUCUUCCCCUCCCUUCCCUCUUUAACAUGACCAGGUACGUGCACAGCUAUCAGAGCUAUCUGUGGAACCAUGCUGCCUCACACCGCAUCAAGACAUAUGGCUCCACACGAGUGGUAGCAGGUGACCUUGUGCUCUGCUCCCCUCCUUCUGCCGCUGCUGCUGCUGCUGCCGCCGCUACUGCAGCUGCAGCAGCAGCAGGGAGUGCAGCGGGCGUGGGGACAGAGGUUGCGGGCAUGAGGGGCACAGAAGCAGAGGCGGAGGCAGAGGAGGCGGCAGCAGUGGCGGUGGAGGCGAGGGCGGAGGGGGAGGAGGUGAGGGUGGUGAGCGAGGAGGAGGCAGAGCGAGGAGUCUAUACCAUCAACCAAGUCGUGCUGCCCCUGCCGGGCUGUGCCAUUGAAUACCCCACCAACUCCACUGCACAAGUCUUCCACUCUCUCGCUGCCAAGGACGGCAUAGACCUCUUCACCAGCAAGCACAGCGUCAAGGAAUAUUCCAUCGAGCGCAUCCCAGGUGGCUACAGGCGCUUGUUACAGCGCCCCUCCGACUACAACUGGAGAGUCCUGGCGUACUGGCGCCCCACACAAGUGCUGGCAGAGACUGAUUUGGACCGCAUCGCUGCUGCUGCCCUCGCAACUCCUGCCCCCACUCCCACUACCUCUGCCACUGCUGCUGCCUCUGCCGCCCCACCUGCUGCCCCAUCUGUGGGUCCAGCAGCAGACUCGAACUCAACAGCAGCAGCAGCAGCGGCAGGAGCUGGUGCUGUUUCCACUGAUGCCCCUGCUGCUACUGCCAGUGGUGAUGCUGCUGCUAUGUCUGGCAGUGACGCCCCUGCAGUGGUGGAGGCAGCGCAUGUGUACUAUGGGUUCAAGCAACCAGGAUACAAGGGGGCACUCAAACAGGCACAGAGGGGGGAAGAGAAGGCAGGGGUUACUGCUGGCGGUGCUCCGCUCAGUGGGGUAGAGGCAGCAACAGGAGAAGCAGGGGCAGGAGGGGAAGCAGCAGGGCCAGUGCCGGCAGUGGUGGUGUUGGCUUCGUCAGAGGGAGUGAGGCUGGGCAGAGACGAGCUGGAGCGCCUGGGGAUUGGGGAGGGACCCAUUGGGGCCCUGGUGGAGGGGGGUGAUGGGGAGGAGGGUGGGCCUGAGAGGGGCGAAGCUGAGGCAGGUGCGGCGACAGAGGAUGGAGAAAAAGCGGAAGGGGUAGUUGAGAGUGAGAUGGAGAACGGGAAAGAUGAGGGUGGUGAUGAGAAGGAGAAGGUAUUGCAGGGCGAACAGGGCGCUGGAGCGGGUAACGGGGAGGGGAAGGGGCAAGCGGCGGGGAGGAGGGGAGAGCGAGGGGUGGAGGGAGCAGCAGAGGAGGGAGUGAGGGUGGCGCUGCAGGUGGAGUUUACUCUGCCUGCCUCGGGAUAUGCCACCAUGGCCAUCCGUGAACUGCUUAAAUCCUCCACUGCUGUGAGUGCCACCAACCAUGUGCCAUAA